Messenger RNA from Emiliania huxleyi CCMP1516, 1608 nucleotides. RefSeq lists its product as hypothetical. The record is from RefSeq and is a predicted model, not a curated record. Bases 1 to 1608 code for a protein of 535 amino acids. NCBI's taxonomy places the organism in Eukaryota, Haptophyta, Isochrysidales, Noelaerhabdaceae. The transcript is spliced from 9 exons.
AUGGCGAGUCUUCGCACCGACUACCUCAGCCUCGACGGCGGGAGGCGUAGCCUCAAUGCGCUGUCACUGGUCGCCUUUGUCUCCUGCGCCGUCUCGAUCGCCUGCUCCAUCUAUACCAGCUCCGCAGUUGCCACACUCGCGCCGGCCAAGCCGUCGGCGCUCUACUCCGAGGACCGCGGCCGGCACGGUCGCGACUGGGAGGAGGAGUUCCGCUACAUGUAUCGGCCUAGCGGCGAGGCGGCGCCGCCGAGCAAGUUCGCGCUCCCCCUCAUCACCCCGAUGCAGAACCAAAAGCAGAGGGGCUCCUGCUGGGUCUUCUCGAUUGCCGGGGUGCUCGAGCACUCGUACCGCAAGUUCGCCGUCGAUAAUGGCUGGUUCGAUCCCGACGAGUACCUGAGACUCUCCGAGCAGGGUAUCGGGGCGGCCAUCGUCUGCAAGACUGGCGACGGGGACAGUGCGUACACGGGCAAUUCGACCGAGGGCGGCGAGCCGGAGUACAUUUCUGACACUGUGGCGCUUCCCUGGUCGGUCUGCCCGUACAACCCGAAGCACUCGAUCAACGACACGGUGUGCGCUGACGAGAAGCUGCUCGAGGCAUCACCCCUCUCGCUGCGUGUCGCGUCGCUCCACACCUACUACGAGCUGUCGGAGAUGAAGGAGGCUCUCGUGAAGCACGGACGCGCGAUGGGCUUCUCGUUCGCCUUCUUCAACCGCGCUUAUCGCCUCCCCUGCACCGGCGAGAUGCACCCGCUGCUCGGGCGCUGCGACCCGGACAAGGCGCAAUGUGUGCCGUGCCCGCUCGAGCCCAACUUCGAAAACGUCGAGUGCUGCAUGUCGCGCACGGGGUCGUCGAUGCAUGGCGAGUUCUACGGCGGCCGCACGCCGGACUCCGACUACAGCCAGGAGGGCGGCCACGCGGUGCUGCUCGUCGGCUAUAACGACAACUACGUCUCGCCAACUGGCAUGGUGGGCGGCCUGAUUGUCAAGAACUCGUGGAAGGACGGCGUUGGCGCGGGCUCGCACACGAUCGACUACCUCAUGCAGCGCCACUCGCCGAUUGCGGAGCGCAAGGUCUGCCCCAACGUCCACCUCCCCGACUCGUGGUACCCGUGCGGCUCGCUCCACGAGUGCUCCUCGGAGAAGGUCAGGAUCUCGGCCAAGGCGAUGCACAAGGUCCUCCGCCUCGAGUGCAACAACGGCUUUGGCUUCGCGGGCGAGGGCAAAGAAAAGAUCUGUGACGACGGCGACGAGUACUUCUUCAAGAAUGUGACCAAGUUUGGCGGCGGACUAUCCGUCUCGUGUUUCAUCGCCGCGCGCGACGGCGCCGACCUCUGCCUCCCGCCCAUGUGGUACGAGGACCUCACUCUGCUCUUCUCGCCUUGCGGCUUCUACUUCUUCCCGUACGAGUCCUUCCGCUCGAUCGCCGCGACGCAAGACACGCCGUGGGCCACCGAUCUCGACGUGCACUGGGACCUGGGCUCCUUUGCAAACGCACCGCGCCACUACCGCCGCCACGGCAAGGAUUACUCCCUCCUCGAGAAGGACACGCUCAGGCAGCGGCGUGACGACUUUGCGGGCCCCUUCCCGCGCCUCGUGCGCCCGCUCUAA